CCGCCGCUUCCUGGUCGCGGGUCGGUUUGGAGGGUUCGGGCUGUUCCGCGCGAUGUUGCCCUACACGGUCAACUUCAAGGUGUCGGCGCGCACCCUCACCGGGGCCCUCAACGCCCACAACAAGGCGGCAGUGGACUGGGGCUGGCAAGGUUUAAUUGCUUAUGGAUGUCAUUCGCUUGUGGUAGUGAUUGAUUCUAAUACGGCCCAAACUCUUCAAGUUUUAGAAAAACAUAAAGCUGAUGUUGUCAAGGUGGGAGAUGUUCAGUGGUUGUGGAAUCAAGAUGCUUCCCGAGAUUUACUGCUUGCCAUCCACCCGCCAAAUUACAUCGUGCUCUGGAAUGCAGACACUGGCACCAAACUGUGGAAGAAGAGCUAUGCAGACAACAUUCUUUCCUUUUCUUUUGACCCUUUUGAUCCCUCACAUUUAACUUUACUCACCAGCGAGGGUAUUGUUUUCAUCUCAGACUUCUCUCCAUCCAAGCCUCCCUCGGGCCCUGGGAAAAAAGUUUACAUAUCCAGCCCACACUCUAGCCCAUCUCAUAACAAGCUGGCUGCAGCCACAGGUGCCAAGAAGGCUCUUAAUAAAGUAAAAAUUUUAAUCACUCAAGAGAAACCUAGUGCUGAAUUCAUGACUCUUAAUGAUUGCCUUCAAUUGGCAUAUCUGCCUUCAAAAAGGAACCACAUGUUGUUACUCUAUCCUCGAGAGAUUUUAAUCCUUGACCUUGAGGUGAAUCAAACAGUGGGUGUGAUUGCAAUAGAACGAACAGGAGUUCCAUUUCUGCAGGUAAUACCCUGCUUUCAGCGUGAUGGUUUAUUUUGUCUACAUGAAAAUGGUUGUAUAACCUUACGUGUUCGAAGAUCUUACAAUAGCAUUUUCACCACUUCAAAUGAGGAACCAGAUCUAGAUCCUGUUCAGGAGCUUACCUAUGAUUUACGAAGCCAGUGUGAUGCAAUCAGGGUGACAAAAACUGUCCGUCCCUUCAGUAUGGUAUGCUGUCCUGUCAACGAGAAUUCAGCUGCCCUCAUCGUGAGUGAUGGCAGAGUCAUGAUAUGGGAACUCAAGUCUGCUCUUUGUAACCGCAGUUCACGGAACAGUAGUUCUGGUGUGUCACCUUUAUAUUCACCAGUGUCUUUCUGUGGAAUUCCUGUAGGAGUGCUACAGAAUAAACUCCCAGACCUUUCCUUAGAUAACAUGAUUGGACAAAGUGCAAUUGCUGGGGAAGAACAUCCCAAAGGCUCCAUUCUGCAGGAAGUGCACCUCAAAUUCCUGCUUACAGGGCUGCUUUCAGGACUGCCCUCACCACAGUUUGCUAUCCGUAUGUGCCCACCAUUGACCACAAAAAACAUCAAGAUGUAUCAGCCACUGCUUGCUGUUGGCACAGGAAAUGGUUCUGUCCUGGUGUACCACCUCACCAGCGGUCUGCUACACAAGGAGUUAAGCAUCCAUUCAUGUGAGGUCAAGGGUAUCGAGUGGACAAGUUUAACCAGCUUUCUUUCUUUUGCUACCUCAACACCAAACAACUUGGGAUUAGUGAGAAAUGAACUUCAGUUGGUUGAUCUUCCAACAGGGCUAAAUGACUGUGUUUACAUUGUGUCAUCUGAGUUUUUCAGUUUACUGAACUCUUUAUUUGUAUUAAUUCAUGGUGAAAUUUUUGCAAAAAGAGGCUUAUUUAGUAAUUUUGUUUAUUUUAGGCAGUAUUUAGCAGUUGUAUUCAAAGAUAAACCCCUGGAGUUAUGGGAUGUUAGGACUUGUACCCUGCUUAGAGAAAUGUCCAAAAACUUCCCUGCAGUAACUGCUUUGGAGUGGUCACCAUCUCACAACUUGAAGAGCCUGAGAAAGAAACAGCUUGCUACUCGAGAGGCAAUGGCCCGCCAGACUGUAGUCUCGGACACGGAGCUAAGUAUUGUUGAGUCAUCUGUGAUCAGCUUGUUGCAGGAGGCAGAAAGUAAAUCUGAACUCAGUCAGAACAUCUCUGCCCGGGAACAUUUUGUAUUUACUGAUAAUGACGGCCAAGUUUAUCAUCUCACUGUUGAAGGAAACUCAGUGAAGGACAGUGCUCGGAUUCCACCAGAUGGAAGUAUGGGUAGUAUUACAUGCAUCGCUUGGAAAGGUGAUACAUUAGUACUUGGAGAUAUGGAUGGAAAUUUAAAUUUUUGGGAUUUGAAAGGCAGAGUAUCCAGAGGAAUACCUACACACCGAAGUUGGGUGAAGAAGAUCCGUUUUGCUCCUGGCAAAGGAAACCAAAAGUUAAUAGCAAUGUACAAUGACGGCGCUGAAGUGUGGGAUACUAAAGAGGUUCAGAUGGUGAGCAGUUUAAGAAGUGGAAGAAACGUGACCUUUCGAAUAUUGGACGUGGACUGGUGCACAUCAGAUAAAGUGAUCUUGGCAUCGGACGACGGGUGCAUCAGGGUGCUGGAGAUGUCUAUGAAGUCGACGUGUUUUAGAAUGGACGAACAAGAGCUAACUGGGUCAUUUGACAUAAAGAAACUCUUGCUUGAUCCAGAAUUCACUCUCCUACAGAGGUGCCUGCUUGUUUCAAGGCUCUAUGGCGAUGAGUCGGAGCUGCACUUCUGGACUGUCGCUGCCCACUACCUGCACAGCUUGUCCCAGGAAAAAUCAGCAAGCACCACAGCUACCAAAGAAGCUGCUCCUCGGGACAAAUUGAGCAACCCACUAGAUAUAUGUUACGAUAUACUCUGUGAAAAUGCCUAUUUUCAGAAAUUUCAACUGGAAAGGGUCAAUCUACAGGAAGUAAAACGGUCAACUUACGAUCAUACAAGGAAAUGUACAGACCAGCUACUACUCUUGGGUCAAACAGACAGAGCUGUGCAGUUGCUAUUGGAAACAAGUGCGGAUAACCAGCAUUAUUAUUGCGAUUCACUGAAAGCCUGUUUGGUCACUACUGUCACCUCAUCAGGCCCCUCGCAGAGCACUAUUAAGUUGGUGGCAACUAAUAUGAUUGCCAAUGGCAAGUUGGCAGAGGGCGUCCAGUUGCUCUGCCUGAUAGAUAAAGCUGUGGAUGCCUGCCGCUACCUGCAGACAUAUGGCGAGUGGAAUCGGGCAGCGUGGCUCGCAAAAGUCCGUUUAAAUUCUGAAGAGUGCACUGAUGUCCUAAAGCGGUGGGUUGACCACCUUUGUUCUCCACAAGUCAAUCAGAAGUCAAAGGCCCUCCUGGUCCUUCUCUCUCUGGGCUGCUUUUAUAGCGUGGCAGAGACGCUGCACAGCAUGAGAUACUUCGAUAGAGCAGCCUUGUUUGUGGAAGCCUGUCUCAAAUAUGGUGCAUUCGAAGUCACUGAGGACACAGAGAAACUCAUAGCGGCUAUAUUUGCAGAUUACGCCCGAAGUUUGAAGAACCUCGGUUUUAAACAGGGAGCAGUUCAUUUUGCUUCGAAAGCUGGAGCAGCUGGCAAAGAUUUGUUGAAGGAGCUGGAGUCCCCCAAGGAAGAACCGACCAAAGAGUGACAGGCUAAUAUUGCCAGGGACUCUGACCUCGGAGGCAGGUGGAUGGGGACACGGGUCUGGCUGUGGUCACCGUCACAGUCCAGACCAAUGAGGAAGACAGGGUCCUGGUGAGCUGUUUCACCACCUUUCUGAAGCUAGAGGUGCGCAGCAGUAUACAGGCGUCUGCAUUAGGAGCAAGUUCUGCGUCCUGCAUUGAUCUCAGAGAAGAUGUGACUGCUUCAGAUUGUGAAAGUGCAGAACAUUUUGUCCUUUUGGAAAGAGAACAUUAAGAGUCCCUGGAAAUACUUUUAAUUUUUUUGAACUUAAAGUUCAAUAGACUGAAUCGUUUUUCUCAUUGACUAAACAUGUUUGAGAAACCUACAGUAAAAGCCAUUUGUGAGACCUAUUCUCAAAUACGUGCUGGGCCUGUGUUUAUAUACAGUCAUUCAAGAUACAAACAGGGCAGAAAUGUUUAAGCAUUAAAGAUAGCUUCCCAAAGCAUUUUUUGUUUUCUUACCAUGAAAACAGAACUGUUGAUUCCUUGGUUUUAGGCAGUUUCUAAAUGUUGUAAUUUCAGGCUCAUAAGCUCAUAGGGAGGUUUAAAGCUUAAUGUUUAGUUCCAGUAGGUGAGCUCUUUGG
Molecule: messenger RNA, 4081 nt
Organism: Propithecus coquereli (Coquerel's sifaka)
Lineage: Eukaryota; Metazoa; Chordata; Mammalia; Primates; Indriidae
Gene: WDR11
Product: WD repeat domain 11
Exons: 27
Coding region: 53-3463 (1136 amino acids)
Cellular component (GO): cytoplasm
Molecular function (GO): protein binding
Source: RefSeq, a predicted model, not a curated record